This is a messenger RNA of Onychomys torridus (southern grasshopper mouse), 2289 nucleotides long. RefSeq names its product complement C8 alpha chain (gene C8a). The record is from RefSeq and is a predicted model, not a curated record. Gene Ontology annotation, cellular component: membrane attack complex. The transcript has 13 exons. Bases 1 to 2109 code for a protein of 702 amino acids. Gene Ontology annotation, biological process: immune response. Lineage: Eukaryota; Metazoa; Chordata; Mammalia; Rodentia; Cricetidae. Gene Ontology annotation, molecular function: protein binding.
AUGCGAUGGAGAUACAAAGAAACCUUCCUGGAGAUGACAGCAGCCAUCAUGGGACAACAGAGGGAGGGUGUCCAGAAAACAAGAACCACGUGCCUAGAGGUGUGGCGCAGCCUGCUGCAGAUGGAAGAGCGAACAGUUCCCCUCACUACCGCUCCCAGUGUUAGAGGAUCUGAAGAACAGUCUCCAACCACCCACUUCCUGGUUCAUGAACAGCCCGAAGGGGACAAAGAGAAGGAGAAAGACGACAGUGAAUUCAGGAUCUGCUAUGAAGACAGUGAAUUCAGGAUCUGCUAUGAAGACAGUGAAUUCAGGAUCUGCUAUGAAGACAGUGAAUUCAGGAUCUGCUAUGAAGACAAACAUCUGUCCCUCUCACUCUUCACCCAAGAGUCUUAUUCAGACUUUAGGAAGAACGGCAGAAGCAGUGAAGGGCGAGUUCCUCGAGCUGCAACCCCUGAAGCAGUUGAUUGUCAGUUGAGCAACUGGUCAGAAUGGACAGAUUGUUUUCCAUGUCAGGACAAAAAGUACCGACACCGGAGCCUCUUGCAGCCAAGCAAGUUUGGGGGAACCAUCUGCAGUGGUGAUAUUUGGGAUGAGGCCAGCUGUAACAGCCCCACACCUUGUCUGAGGCAAGCACAGUGUGGACAGGAUUUCCAGUGUGGAGAGACAGGUCGCUGCUUGAAACGCCAUCUGGUAUGUAAUGGAGACAAUGACUGCCUCGAUGGCUCUGAUGAGGAAAACUGUGAGGACACCAUGGUCACUGAGGAUGACUGCCAUCAAUAUGAACCAAUCCCAGGAUCAGAAAGGGCAGCUUUGGGGUACAAUGUCCUCACUCAAGAGGAAGCUCAGAGUGUGUAUGAUGCCAAGUAUUAUGGUGGCCAGUGCGAGACUGUGUAUAAUGGCGACUGGAGGAAGCUCCAGUAUGACCCCACCUGUGAACGCCUCUAUUACGGGGAUGAUGAGAAAUAUUUUCGGAAACCCUACAACUUCCUUAAGUACCACUUUGAUGCCCUGGCAGAUACUUUAGUCUCCUCAGAGCUCUAUGAUGAUGCAAAUGAGCUCUUUUCUAAAAUAAAAAAGGACAAGUCACAGUCAAAUGGCAUAACCUUUGGCAUAGGCCCAGCAAAAAUUCCUAUAACACUGACAGCGAGUGUAUCCUGGUCCGACAAAUCUUCAUUCAUGAAGGAGUUAAGCAAGUAUAAUGAGAAGAGAUUCAGCUUCAUGAGAGUGUCUACAAAGGUACAGACCGCACAUUUUAAGAUGAGAAGGCACAAUAUUGUGCUGGAUGAAGGAAUGCUGCAGUCACUGAUGGAGCUCCCAGAGCAGUUCAACUAUGGCAUGUAUGCCAAGUUCAUCAAUGACUAUGGCACCCACUACAUCACCUCUGGAACCAUGGGUGGCAUUUAUGAAUACAUUGUGGUGCUUGACAAACAGAAAAUGGAAGAUGGCCGUAUUACUGCGGAAGAUGUCCAAAAUUGCAUCGGAGGUGCCCUGGGCCUGGAGUUUGGGGAUACUUUAAUCGUUGAAGGAAGUUUAUCAGGACUUAAGUCUUGCAAGAAGUCUGGAGAUGCUAACAGGGAAAUACAGAAGGAGAGCUUGGCAGUGGAGAACAUCAUUUCUAGGGUGCGAGGUGGCAGUUCUGACUGGGGCAGUGGCUUGACACAAAAUAGAAGUACCAUUACAUACCGGUCCUGGGGGAGAUCAUUAAAGUAUAACCCUGUUGUUAUCGAUUUUGAGAUGCAGCCCAUCCACCAGCUGCUGCGGCAUACAAACCUGGGGCCUCUGGAGACCAAACGGCAGAACCUGCGCCGUGCCUUGGACCAGUACCUGAUGGAAUUCAAUGCCUGCCGCUGUGGGCCCUGCUUCAACAAUGGGGAGCCCAUACUCCAGGGUACCAGCUGCAAGUGCCAGUGCAGCGCGGGUCGGCAAGGCCUUGCCUGUGAGCAGAUGGCGACGGAGGGAGCCAAAGCAGAUGGUCGCUGGAGCUGCUGGAGCUCCUGGUCAGAGUGCAGAGCGGGUAUCAGGGAAAGGAGAAGACAGUGCAACAACCCUGAACCCCAGAAUGGAGGUGCCCCAUGCCCAGGGAAAAGCGUACAGACCCAGACCUGCUGAGUACCUUUGGAUACAGGCUGGGAAGUCUGUGGAUGCUGCUAACUGGCCUACCUACUGGGUAGAACUGAUUGCUGCUCCAAGUGACUGCAAACCAACAAAGACCAUUCUCUUCAUAUACUCAUGGAUUGUUUUCUAGUAUGAACCUCAUGAUUCUUAGCCUCUACCAAUUACCUGGUUCCU